AUGGGAGACUGGGAAGAUUCAGGUCGUGUCCAAACCGCCGUGGUCGGCAAUGAGGCGGGUGAUAUGGUGCUGUCACAUAAUGCUCCAGUGCCACAAGUUACUGGUGAUUUGGUUCUGAUCAAGACUCGGGCAGUCUCGGUCAAUCCAGUCGACGCCAAAAUGAUGGGACCCUACGUUACCGCCGGGGCAAUAUCUGGCUGCGACUUCGCGGGCGUUGUCGAGGAAGUUGGACCCGAUGCCAAACAACACGACAUCCAAGUUGGUGAUCGAGUCUGUGCCACCAUAAUGGGACAAAACCCGCUUGAACCUCACCUGGGUGCUUUUGCGGAGCACGUUGGUGCCCUGUCUCAAAGCCUCAUAAAGCUCCCUAGCAAUAUCAGUUUCGAGAAUGGGUGUGCAUUCGGCACGAGCUUCAUGACAGCGGGAUUGGCACUCUUUAAGAGUCUCGACCUUCCCGGAUACCCGCUCGAGCCAAGCCCUAAGCCCAUUCCAGUUCUUGUCAACGGUGGAUCUACUGCUACAGGCACUGCGGCCAUCCAACUUCUGAAGCUCGCAGGGUUUCGACCAAUCGCGACAUGCUCUCCACACAACUAUGAUCUCGUUAAGUCUUAUGGAGCAGAUGCUGUUUUCGACUACCGAGCACCUGAUUGUGCAGCAUCAAUCCGUGCUUAUACCCGGAAUGGACUGAAACAUGCCCUCGACUGCAUCACCUCCGCGGACAGCAUGGCAAUCUGCUACGCGUCCAUUGGCCGAGUGGGUGGUAAAUACACGGCGCUGGAUCCAUACUCUGAGACUGUGGCUGCGACACGGAAGAUCAUCAAAUGUGACUGGGUCCUUGGGCCGAUCAUGCUUGGGAAGGAUAUUGGGUGGCCCGCACCCCAUGGUCGCGCAGCUGAUAUGGAUAUGUAUGCAUUUGGUGUCCAAUGGAGACAGACGCUGCAGGAACUCAUUUCGCGAGGCCUCAUUCGUGAGCAUCCAUUGCUUGUGCAGCCAGGUGGGCUGGCGGGUGUGUUAGAUGGUAUGGGGUCUAUCAGGGAAAAGAAGAUCUCUGCCAAGAAGCUUGUGUACAAGGUCGAGUGA
Messenger RNA from Penicillium longicatenatum, 1080 nucleotides. Its product is annotated as zinc-binding alcohol dehydrogenase family protein. Lineage: Eukaryota; Fungi; Ascomycota; Eurotiomycetes; Eurotiales; Aspergillaceae. The transcript has a single exon. Bases 1 to 1080 code for a protein of 359 amino acids. Gene Ontology annotation, molecular function: oxidoreductase activity, acting on NAD(P)H. The record is from RefSeq and is a predicted model, not a curated record.